This is a messenger RNA of Fundulus heteroclitus (mummichog), 3325 nucleotides long. RefSeq names its product ATR interacting protein. Bases 394 to 2718 code for a protein of 774 amino acids. The transcript is spliced from 19 exons. The record is from RefSeq and is a predicted model, not a curated record. Gene Ontology annotation, biological process: DNA damage checkpoint signaling; DNA repair. NCBI's taxonomy places the organism in Eukaryota, Metazoa, Chordata, Actinopteri, Cyprinodontiformes, Fundulidae.
GGUAGUCCAAAAUGUGUUGUGAUUGGUUAGAUUCAGGGGCGCCCCUUCCGCGACUUCUUGUUGUUUGUCUUCAGUUUUACUGUUUUAAUUAAAGUAUUAUUAGUAUAACUUACUUCAGCAACAGUUGUGAAACGUGUUGGCUCCAGAAGCAUCUUUUUAAAUUACUCGUUACAAGAUAUUUACACACUGUUGUGAUAGCGUUAGCCUUAUUAGCUUAGCAGGCUAACCUCCCAUUGAAACCACGAUAGUUAGAUUCCGAGGAGCGACCAACGCUGCAGCAGUGACACCAAGAGACGAGGAACUUGGAUAUUUUCCAGGAUCUAUUACAUCUAAUAUUUAGUGAAAAAGGGUGCCACAUCCUUAAAUGUGGUUUAUACCGCUAACUGAUAAAUCAUGAACUGCCCACCCACAAAGCGUUUCCGAGGCCUAAACCAGGAUUCUGUGACAGCAGUCGGCUUGGAUGACCCUUUUGGAGAUGACGACGAAUUCACCCAGGAUGACUUGGAUGAAAUAGACGUCAUCGCCUCGCAGGCCUUCACCUCGGCAUUAUCGGCGCCGGCGUCUAAACCCGUAUCCAAACCGAAGGACCAAGCGCGUGGGUCCACCUGGCCAUCCUCUCCAGGGCAAAACAGAUCUGCAACCAACCAGAGCAAAGAGAACAAGUCUGGGGCGUACAGAGGAAACGCUGCAAAAGACGGCAGGGGAAAGCUUGAUAACAUGCAGCAGCAGUUCGGGUCAGACAGAGAAGACUCCUACAGGCUUCUGGAGGCCCAGCAUGCAGAGCUUAAGAGGAAGUUAAAGGAGGUAGAAGAGGAGAUUCUGUUGAAAAGCGGCGAGAUCCGUGUCCUGAGGGACUCUCUAAAAGCGACUCAACAAGAAAAAGAAGCUCAGAGACAAAACCAGGUUUUGCUGGAGACUCAGCGGCAGAAGGAGCAGAGUGACAGGGAGAAGGAGCUCAAUAAGAAGCUUCAAUCUCUGCAGUCGGAGCUCCAGUUCAAAGAAGCAGAAAUCCAUGAGAUGAAGACCAAACUUCUCAGUUCGGACAAAAACAAGACAGCAUCUCCUCUGGCUAGGAAUAGCCCUAAAGUACUCAGCACUCUCACCCAGAUGCAUCAAGCGAGUGGCAGUUCCUCUUCCUCUCCAAUCGGAAACGGCUUUAUCACCAAGGAGGAAUUUGGAGCCGAGAUCUCCUGCCGAACGAAGCCAGUAAAAACUCUGAGAGAUGCAGCAGACGGCAGAUCAAGCAGCAGAGCUGGCGAUGGACUGGAAACAUCUUAUCCAGACCCCUUCCUGUCUUCUGGACCUGCACGGAGGCAGCACAAAGAUGGCGUCCUGCUUGGCGAGCUGUUGCUGCAGCCGUCGCAUCUCUGCAGCCUUGGCCUCUCCCACCUGCUGUCAAUGAGUGCGGCUGAAUUCAGUCAGCUGUCGACCGGCCCUCAGCUCCCCUCUGAUCCCCUAGAUGGUGGCAGCGCUGCUGGAGCCCCCAGAGCUCCCCUGAGUUUGGUCCAAAGCCUGGCUGCAACCGGACUCAACAUGCUGAGUCAGAGUCAAACAACAAGCACAGUCUGCAACACAAAUAACAGGUCGUGUCCAGGAGCCGUCUUUCUCCUCCCUUUGUUAGACCUUCAUCUUUCCCAGCUCUGUUGCACGUUGGACUCGCGUCGCUCCUCCUCCUCCUCCACUGGCAUUCCUGGGUCAGAAUCGUCCACUAGCAGCUCAGUCCCAGCAGCCCCAGCCGUGUCUCCUGCGCUGGGGAGAGUGGACGAGGCUGGUGUCACAGGCUUCACUGUGGAGGACGUUGGCUUGAUUGCACUCAAGCUUCUUUACCUACUUUUGUCCAGAAGUGACGAGGUGGUUAAAGCGGUGUUGUUGAAGACGAACCAGACAACAGGCAAGGAUGAUCACUAUGAAGCAAACGUGGGUCUUUGCUCCCAGAAUGCCUUGCUGGCAUCACUGCUCCGGUUGUGUGACGUACGUCUCAGCGGUAACGGCGCUCACAAAGAGAAGCUGGCCCUUAAUGCUUUGCAGACGGUGUGUGUCCUCGUAAAAAGGACGCCGCCCUCUCAUUGUGACAGGCUGCAGUGUGUGUUUCACAUGGUGUGUCUGUGUUUGUCACAAGACACCAGGGUGCAGACGGUUUCUGAGUGCGUCUCCGUUCUCACACACAUGUCCAACCAUCGGACGCUAGCCAAGGAGCUCUGCUCCCAGCACGAUGCUUGCAUUUUCCUGAAGUUGUUUCAUUUGAUCAGGACCAGACCAGACACCCAAGCAACACCUACAGACUUGGUUUUGUUGGACCUGCAGGUCGUGCAUUUGUUGUGCAGAGUAACUCAGAGGACCGAGGUCUGGACAAACAACCAGCAGAGCCCCUGCCAGUGUUACGCUGAGCUGGUUCAGGUAGUUGUGAUAAUUAUCCAUCGUCAGUGGCUGGCUCUUCGUGGCUCUCAAGAACAAACAUCGGCGUCCUGCUGGAGCAGCCCGGCCGUGUCGCUCCUCAGGAACUGUCUGGUGUUCCUGCACUGGCUGCUGCAGCAUCACAGGAGCUUCUCUGAAAGCUGCAGGCCGGUGCUGCACAUGUACGACCAGAUGAUCCCUGCAGUGCGAGAAACAUUGAGCAAGAUCCCUGAGCUGAGUGACAGUGAAGAGCUGGCCUUGGAGGAGAUCUGCCGCUCUGAGGGCGAUGACACCGACGACAUGGACACGGACACCGCCUCCUAACCCGCUGCUGUGCUGCUGAGUCCAUCCGUGACUCCUGUAACAAAUGUGAAGGACUGCUUCCAGACUGACGAGAGAAUUCAGAUUUAUGAUUAGGUCAGAAGUCUUUCUGGUAAACACUCAUCUGACGUGAACAUUUGACAGAAACUAUGGAUCGGAGCUGAGCUUUGACCGAAGUAUCAGACUGGGACAAAGGAAUCAUUCUGGUUUUUGAUUUAAUUAAAUAAAAAAAAUUAAAUGAUUGAACUGAAGCCUUAAGUAAGCAUUGCUACCUGUUUUUUUUUUGUUUUUGUGUCACAUGUGCUUCAGAGGUGAACCGGCUGUAAUAAUAAGUCCUCGCUCAUUCUUCUAACCAUAGGAAGGUUUAAAAACAGCGCACAACUUUUAAACCUAUCAACAAACAGAAAACUAAAAUGUUUAUUUGGAUUCUUCGACAAUUUAAUUGAAAAAAGAAACUUUAACCGACGCUGCUCGUCCCUUUGUUAUGAAUUACUGUUUAACUAUAUAUUUAUUAGAAAAUUGGAACUUUGUAGUAUAUUGUUAGCCAGUUUUCUUUUUCCCACACUUGUUCUCCCUUUCAGAAUAAAAUUGCUCUGCAAAUUAAGCCGUU